Molecule: messenger RNA, 2974 nt
Organism: Silurus meridionalis
Lineage: Eukaryota; Metazoa; Chordata; Actinopteri; Siluriformes; Siluridae
Gene: pdpk1b
Product: 3-phosphoinositide dependent protein kinase 1b
Exons: 14
Coding region: 134-1747 (537 amino acids)
Biological process (GO): peptidyl-serine phosphorylation; intracellular signal transduction
Molecular function (GO): protein serine/threonine kinase activity; ATP binding
Source: RefSeq, a predicted model, not a curated record
UCCCCGCGACUCCGUGACUGCGGCGGCGUUGUUGUGGAGUGACGUCACGGCGGUGAGCCGCGCGGCGCAAGGCGGCCAUGACUGCGGGCUCCGUGAUUAUUUAAUCCGUAUUAAAGCGUGGCCGAGCGCGUCCAUGGCAAGAGCCACCAGUCACAUGUAUGAUGUCGUACCCCUCCACUCCUCUGGUCUCUGUCCGUGCCAGUCCAUGGUAAGAGGUCAGCAGGAAGCACCCCAUCGCCACGGCAGCAGCAUGGAGGGCCAGGCCCCGCCCCCUCAGCCGACUCCGCCCCGCAAGAAGAGACCCGAGGAUUUCAAAUUCGGCAAAAUCCUGGGCGAGGGCUCCUUCUCCACGGUCGUCCUGGCGAAAGAGCACUCAACGGGGAAGGAAUACGCAAUAAAGAUCCUGGAGAAGCGCCACAUCAUGAAGGAGAACAAGGCGCAGUACGUGAAGCGAGAGAGGGAUGUGAUGUCCAUCCUGGAUCACCCGUUCUUCGUCAAGCUGUACUUCACUUUCCAGGACGAGGAGAAGCUGUAUUUCGGGCUGAGCUACGCGAAGAACGGCGAGCUCCUGAAGUACAUCCGCAAGAUCGGCUCCUUCGAUGAGACGUGCACGCGCUUCUACUCGGCCGAGAUCGUCUGCGCGCUCGAGUACCUCCACCGGAAGGGCAUCAUCCACAGAGAUCUGAAGCCGGAGAACAUUUUGCUCAGUGAAGACAUGCACAUUCAGAUCACAGACUUCGGCACGGCCAAACAGCUUUCUUCUGAAAGUAGGCAGGCUCGGGCGAACUCGUUUGUCGGUACGGCUCAGUACGUCUCCCCGGAGUUACUGACAGAGAAAUCGGCCUGUAAGAGCUCGGAUCUCUGGGCGUUAGGCUGCAUCAUCUACCAGCUGGUUGCCGGGUUACCACCGUUCAGAGCGGGAAACGAGUAUCUCAUAUUCCAGAAGAUUAUUAAAUUAGAGUACGAGUUUCCUGAGAAGUUCUUCCCCAAAGCCAAGAAUUUAGUGGAGCAACUUCUGUUGUUGGAUCCUUGCAAGCGGAUUGGCUGUGAGGAAAUGGGCGGGUACGAGCCGCUGAAAUCCCACCCUUUCUUCGAGUCGAUUGGCUGGGACGACUUACACCUGCAGACUCCGCCCAAACUCACCCCCUACCUGCCUGCCAUGUCCGAGGAUGAUGAGGACUGCUAUGGGAAUUAUGACGAUCUCCUAAGUCAGUUCAGCAGUAUGCAGGUGACGCAGCCCGGCCCCUCGCCCUCAUUGGCCGAGCCGUCAGAAAGUCCACUUCCUGUGUGUAACCCCGCCCCCAGCGUGGAUCAGUUCAUCCACGUCCACGAGCUGGACAGCAACAGCAUGGAGCUGGACCUGCAGUUCAGCGAAGAGGAGAAGCGCCUCCUGCUGGACAAACAAAGUGCCGCAAACCCCUGGCACCAGUUUGUGGAGAACAACCUCAUCCUGAAGAUGGGUCCAGUGGACAAGCGCAAGGGUCUGUUUGCACGCCGCAGGCAGCUGCUCCUGACCGAAGGUCCUCACCUGUAUUACGUAGAUCCGGUGAAUAAGGUCCUGAAAGGGGAGAUUCCCUGGUCACCAGAGCUGCGGCCCGAAGCCAAGAACUUCAAAACCUUCUUCGUUCACACGCCAAACCGGACCUACUACCUGAUGGACCCGAGCGGCAACGCUGACAAAUGGUGCAAGAAGAUACAAGAAGUGUGGAGGAAGAUCUACCACAAACACCAGAACCCCAGCGUAUAGGAUCCACCAAUCACCCCCAUAUGGCCACACCCCUUUCCCUCCCCCUCCCCUCCUCCAUCACCCUUUCAACCAAUCACAGAACAGGACACACCUCCACUGUUCGGCUCUCUGUCCGGUGGGGGGGUCUGUCCGAUUGGUCUGCGUAUAGAGUUAAGGCGGGUCCUUUGCCCUGAUUGGCCGCAGUAGCUGGUCUAGCUGAUCUGAUUGGAGGAUUUGGUGUGUGUGUGUGUCUUUUUGUUUUUUGUUUUCUCCCCAAGAAAAAGACCAUUGCAAUCAUCACCUCAAUGUAGAAUUCUGGGUAAUGGAGUUCUCCUGAGGGUAUAUUCAUCAUCAUCAUCAUCAUCAUCACCACCUUCUUCAUCUGCAUCCUCAUCCUCCUUCAUCUCCAUCAGCCAACCACACGACUGAUUUUCUGUUUUGUGUUUCCUUUCGAAUCCUUCGCAAUGGGACUGUGUGUGUUUCUGAGUGGAGACAUGAGCAGGGGUGUGUGUGUGUGUGUGUGUGUGUGUGUGUGUGUGUGUGUGUCUUCUUCCUGGUUGGUAACUGAUGACUGUGAUGUAUAGUUGAUGUAAUAUUGACCUUGGAGGCGAGCGCAGCGCAGCGAGGCGACUCUUGGAUCCGGGUUUUUGUAUUUUUAUUCUUGUAUAAGGUUAUCAGGGGGCCACCGGCUCCUUUCGGGGGGGGCCCCAGGCUCCGUUCGGGGGGGCCCCAGGCUCCGUUCGGGGGCCCCAGGCUCCUGUGUGUUAUUUAAAUUCUAAUAUAUGAGAAUCAUAUUUGGAUCGAAGUCACGUUCGAGGGCCUUUGCUGUGUUUUUUUUUUCUUCUUCUUUUCUUUAUUUCGAAAUGUAAAGCCUUUUGAAUGUGAAGAAUUAUUGUAAACUAUGAUAUUUUACAGCUUUUUCUUUCUUUUUUCGGUUCAGUUCUUUUUCCCCGUUCGUUCGUUCGUUCAUUUUUUUUUUCCUUCUUUACUAUAUCAUAAACAUUUUCUAUUUGCUCAGUGAUCGACUCAUAUUCUGAUAAUUUAAAGCCUUUGCCAUUCACAGGCUCGGUCCACACGUGAGCGAGUGUACGUGUAACGUGUACGUGUGUGUGUGUGAGAGCGUGUGAACUCAUGUGGGCGGAGCGUGCGUUUGCGUUCGGCGCUGUGUGUAUUCUUCCUCGUCCAGCUCUCGAGCUCGACACCACCUAGAACUGAAAUAAAGCAUGUAGGGGUUUAGGCCGACAGAGA